Messenger RNA from Mycotypha africana, 2271 nucleotides. Its product is annotated as OPT family small oligopeptide transporter. The record is from RefSeq and is a predicted model, not a curated record. Gene Ontology annotation, molecular function: oligopeptide transmembrane transporter activity. The coding region runs from base 1 to 2271 and encodes 756 amino acids. NCBI's taxonomy places the organism in Eukaryota, Fungi, Mucoromycota, Mucoromycetes, Mucorales, Mycotyphaceae. The transcript is spliced from 2 exons. Gene Ontology annotation, biological process: transmembrane transport.
AUGGUAGCAACAAGCAUAGCCUCAACGGAGAAGAAGGAGGAUUUUCUUUCAAGCGGAAACAAUUAUGUCGUUACCGAAACUGUCAUAACAUCUGAUAAAAUGGAUGAGUAUCUUCCAGAAAAAGAAAAACAAUAUUUGGAUGAUGUAGAAAAGUCAUCUACAAAGCAUAUGGACGAUGAGGAAGACUCACCUAUUGAGGAAGUACGCGCUGUAGUUUCAAACACUGAUGAUCCUUCGCUUCCCGUAUACACAUUUCGCAUGUGGUCGUUAGGCAUCAUUUUUGCUGCCUUGCUCAGUUUCGUCAAUCAAUUCUUUUUCUACAGGCAGAAUGCCUUGAGUUUAUCACCUCUGGUCGUCCAAUUGCUGACUUUCCCUCUAGGCAAAAUAAUGGAAAAAGUCAUUCCCAAGUCUCCAUUCUUCAAUCCCGGUCCAUUCAAUAUGAAGGAGCACGUUUUGAUUACCGUUAUGGCGAACUGCUCAUAUGUCACAGCUUAUGCUGUGGACAUAGUAACCAUUCAACGGCUCUUUUAUGGUCAAAACUUGGGAUGGGGAGGUGGUAUUUUGCUGGUUUGGACUACUCAGUUUAUUGGGUAUGGUAUGGCUGGUGUACUUCGCCCUUUCCUGGUAUAUCCCUCUGCAAUGGUUUGGCCUGCCAACCUGGCCAACAUUUCUCUCUUUCAGACUUUCCAUAACAACGAAAAUACAUGGACUGGCCCUAGCCGUAUGCGCUGGUUCCUCUACUGUUUUGUUGGAAUGUUCGUUUACUAUUGGCUCCCUGGUUAUUUCUUCCAAAUACUGACAUUUUUCUCUUGGGCUUGCUGGAUCAAGCCAUCCAAUCUUGUUUUGUCCCAGGUAACAGGUACUUUAAACGGCCUCGGUAUAUUGGGUGUUUCUUUCGAUUGGGCUACCAUCACAUCUUACCUUGGCUCUCCUCUGGUUGUUCCUCUUUUUGCAAUCAUGAAUAUUGGUAUAGGUUUUGUGAUUAUCGCUUGGAUUGUUGUGCCUCUUUUGUAUUACACUAACGUCUGGGAUGCGAAAACAUAUCCAAUUAUUACUUCUGGCCUCUUCAAUGCCAAAGGCGAACCUUGGGAUAAUUCAUUGGUAUUGACUCCUGAAAAGAUUCUGGAUCCUGAACUCUAUGCUCAACAUGGCCCUCUUCGCAUGUCUACCUUUUUUGCAUUCACUUACGGUAUUGGUUUCGCUGGUGUCACUAGUAUUCUGACACAUACCUUUUUGUAUCAUGGUAAAGACAUUAUAAGACAAUAUAAGAACUCCCGUCAGAAGAACAAUGAAGACAUUCACCACAAAUUGAUGCGCGCCUAUCCUGAAGUUCCUCACUGGUGGUAUAUUGCUAUCUUUCUUAUCGCUUUCGGUGUUUCCUUUGCUGUCAUUUACCGCUGGCCAAUUUAUUUACCAUGGUGGGGUCUUAUUCUGGCAAUUAUUAUUUCUAUUAUCUUUGUUCUUCCUAUCGGCAUCAUUCAAGCCGUUACUAACCAGCAACCCGGUCUCAACGUUAUCACUGAAUUUAUCAUCGGUUAUGCCCGUCCUGGUCAUCCUAUUGCCAAUGUCGUUUUCAAGACCUACGGUUAUAUCUCUAUGUAUCAAGCUCUUGUGUUUGUAGGCGAUCUCAAGCUUGGUCAUUACACUAAAAUUCCACCCAAGGCUAUGUUCUUUGUCCAAUUGUUAGGUACCGCUAUUGCUGGUUUUGUCAAUCUGGCUACCGCUACAUGGCUCAUGGACACCGUCAAAGAUAUUUGCACCCCUGCCGCUUAUCCUUUCACAUGCCCUAGCGCCCGCACUUUCUACUCUGCUUCUGUAAUCUGGGGCGCUAUUGGUCCUGAAAGAAUGUUCGGCCCUGAAUCGCCUUACAACUCAAUGCUCUGGAUGUUCCUCGUCGGUUUACUCAUUCCUAUACCCUUCUGGUUUUUAUCCAAGAGAUACCCUAACAGCUGGAUUAAGUAUAUUCACUUGCCUUUGAUUUUCAGCGCUACCGGUAUGAUGCCUCCUGCUGUUCCUCUUAACUUCUCCAUGUGGUUCGCUGCUGGUAUUGUCUUUAUGUGGUAUGUUCACAAGUAUCACAGAGACUGGUGGACCAAGUACAACUAUAUCACUUCGGCUGCUUUUGAUUCAGGUGUAGCCAUUUGCGGUAUUAUCAUUUUUGGUGUCGUCUCGGGAACGAAUUGGCAAGCAGAUUGGUGGGGUAAUGGUGAUGCUGAGAGCUUGGACCACUGUCCUUUAUCUGCUGCUAAUUAUUCAGGCAUUGUCCCUUAA